CGGCCACUCGCGAAAACCGAUUCGAAUGGCCACUGCACGUAGAAACGUCGCAUACGUCGUCAACAAGGAACUUAUACAGGUUUCCUCUCGGUUACCUGCGAACACAAAUCGGUCUCUCCUCGUGCACUCCCUCGUUCAAGCUCUUGGAUUGCUGAAAAAUGACUCGGAGGUCUCUCUGACAAGUUCGGAAUCUUCACGGCGCACUGUCCGAGUCGUAAAUCCACAGCCAGCCUCUUACGACGCUUUAGCGGUUUACCACACUAGAGAAUACCUUGACCGCGUUCUGAGGCGACACGAUAACUCAGAAGAGGGUGAUGACGAGGACGAGAAAGAUGAUCUUGGUCUUGAAGAUGAUUGUCCUCUCUUUCGCGGCCUGGAGAAAUAUGUGCCACUCGUGGCAGGCGCAUCUUUGACAGGAGCACAAGCUUUGAUGAAGGGGUUCGCGGACGUGGCUAUAGCUUGGGAUGGAGGAAGACACCAUGCACAGAAAGCACGCGCCUCCGGCUUUUGCUACGUCGCUGACUGCGUCCUGGCAAUCCUCGCGCUAAAGAAGGCGCCACCAAUACCUUUGCCUUUGCCCAAUGGAGGGGAUCAGAUGUGCGAGAAUGAUCUGCCUCCUGCGAGCCACCCAACGCGCAAGCCACGCGUUAUGUAUCUCGACCUCGACCUGCACUUCUCCGAUGGCGUCUCGCAUGCAUUCCACAAUCCCAAUCUCGCCAAUGCUGGUACUUCACAAGUACUUACCCUCAGCAUUCACCACGCAGCACCUGGCUUCUUCCCCAUCUCCCCCCUCUCAGACCUUCCACCCACCACCUCACCCACCGCCUUCCGCCUAACCCCACCCCCUCCCCGCGAUCCUUACACAUUGUCCCUCCCCCUCCUGCCAGGCUACAACAACGCGACGCUCGCGCGCACGUGGCCGUCCGUGGAGUCCAUCCGCGACGCGUUCUUGCCGGACUACGUCGUAUUGCAGUGCGGCGUCGAUGCACUUGCGGGCGACAAGUGUGGGAUCGGGGGCUGGAGUUUGGGUGGGGAGGAUGAGGACGAUGUGGAUGAAGAGGCGGGGAUGGACGUGGAUGGUGGCGAGCGUCUUGCGCUGGGCUCUCUGGGUUGGUGUGUGGACCGAGUUGUGAAUCGGUGGGGUGUUAAGACGCUUUUGCUUGGUGGUGGUGGCUACAACCACCCCAACGCUGCUAGGGCAUACGCCUAUCUCACGUCAAUCGCUCUCGACCGCCCGCUCCCUCUAAGCACACCCAUCCCUGACCACACAUUUUUCCCCGCAUAUGCGCCAUCGUUCAUUCUCGACGUCCCGCCUUCUACAAUGCAAGACGAGAACACCGACGUCUACCUACAAAAAGUAGAAGCCGCCUUCCAGUCCAGCGCCGAGAUCCUCCGACAGCGAAGGGAGGCAGCAGAAGCCGCGAUCGCCUAA
Schizophyllum commune H4-8 is the source of this 1432-nucleotide messenger RNA. RefSeq names its product Arginase/deacetylase. The record is from RefSeq and is a predicted model, not a curated record. Lineage: Eukaryota; Fungi; Basidiomycota; Agaricomycetes; Agaricales; Schizophyllaceae. The transcript has 6 exons. The coding region runs from base 26 to 1432 and encodes 468 amino acids.